Messenger RNA from Rhodofomes roseus, 977 nucleotides. RefSeq lists its product as uncharacterized. Bases 315 to 839 code for a protein of 174 amino acids. The record is from RefSeq and is a predicted model, not a curated record. The transcript has 4 exons. Lineage: Eukaryota; Fungi; Basidiomycota; Agaricomycetes; Polyporales; Fomitopsidaceae.
GCUGGCAAUGGACAUUGGAGACGCGGUUGGAGUCCACGUCACCGAUCGCCAGUGCAGCCACCAGGCAGUCUUGGAGAGGACGGUCACAUCACCCCGCCUCCUCGUGUAGUAUCUUCGACUAAUUCAUUCAUUUCUUCCUCACGCUUGACAGACUUUCCCGCUGCCCAGCCGAGAUCAUGUAUUGCAUCAUGCGACGUAUAUAAGCAGGUCCCCACGCGCUCGGAACGUUGUCUCUCCGACCACCUCACCGUCCACGAACCUACUGACACUUUCCUACGUUCCUACGGAUCAAUCCGUUCUCCACGAUAGUCGACAUGCUCUUCACUCAGUCUUUGCUAUAUCUCAUCGCUCUUGCUCUAGUAAGUAGCGUAGGUCAUGCUGUGCCUCAAGCAGAGAGCAGCAGUACCGUGCCCAGCAGCAGUGACGUCUCACCUUCGCUGUCUGUCACACCCUCCAACCCACUCAGUGGUCUACCGACGUUCAGCCUGAGCACCAGCCUUAUUCCAACUGCUAGUCUGUCAUCGACGACGGAGAGUACGGAGUCAUUCCCAAGCAGCUCGAGCUCGGACUUCUCCACGUCGGUGUCUACGGUCCCAGCCUCCUCCUCCACAUUCAGCGGGACGUCUGGCGAGACCACCCGCUCGGGCUCGGGAUCCGUAGUCAGCGUGACAUCCACCUCCACAUCGACGUCGACGUCGACGCCGCAUUCUUCUAGCUCCUCGACUCGUUCCACGUCGGCCGCUCCUACUACGUCCAGCGGUGCGGCGAUGGGGUUGCAGGCAGAGCUGUGGAAAAUGGCGCUUGGCGUCGGCGCUGGUGCACUUGCACUCUUCAUUUGAAUGUGAAGCUCGGGGGGAAGAUAGCUGGGAGAAUUGUGUGCGGUGGCGCGAAUGGACAGAACAUCGGAUUGCAGUAUGUAUCACUGUAAUAUGUGCUGCUGUAAUGGAUUGGAUCCUUGAACUCGUUUGGUUUUGAUC